AUGACCUACACUUCGCCCACACCGAGGCGCCAAUAUGCUUUGAAGAGGCAAGCUUCGCAAGAAGUUGAGGGCCACGCACGCGUUGGCAUCUUCCCCGGUACCUACCUGGCGUCUGAUGGCGGUUUGCGCUUUGCUCCUCGCCACCGGGUAGAUGGAUCCGAUGAGUAUGAUUGGACCGAGGCAGGCGACUUGAACAGCUCCCCUGUGCCCUUUUCCGCAAGUCCCGGGGCGGAGGGGCCUCUAUCACACCCGUCACGCUCGAGUCAACAGCCCUCCCACCUCAUCCCCUUCAGGAACGGAGUUUAGUAGUGACAGCGACCAGGAUGAGGACACCGUACCCCGCUCACCCGAUCGUCUGGAUUUCGAGGAACAAGAGUCUCAAGGGGACCUUUGGUGCGCAUCCGACGAAGACGAGCCGACAAGCCCGGCGCAGACAGCUGAAGAGAUGCCCUCCAGUGAUGACGACAUCGAAGACUCCUCGGAGAAUGAGCUCCACAGUAAUUGGUCGGCUUCGUCACCGGUUGAUCAACUGCGUGACGACAUGAUUCUGGAGGCCUGGUACUUCUGCUUUGAUCGACCGAUUGGCAUCGCACAAGCCGUGUUUGACAACGGUGAUGAUAGCAUGUGA
Microbotryum saponariae is the source of this 628-nucleotide messenger RNA. The record is from the annotation of a GenBank genome assembly. NCBI's taxonomy places the organism in Eukaryota, Fungi, Basidiomycota, Microbotryomycetes, Microbotryales, Microbotryaceae.